Molecule: messenger RNA, 1922 nt
Organism: Phalaenopsis equestris
Lineage: Eukaryota; Viridiplantae; Streptophyta; Magnoliopsida; Asparagales; Orchidaceae
Product: abscisic acid 8'-hydroxylase 3-like
Exons: 9
Coding region: 259-1716 (485 amino acids)
Biological process (GO): sterol metabolic process
Molecular function (GO): heme binding; (+)-abscisic acid 8'-hydroxylase activity; iron ion binding
Source: RefSeq, a predicted model, not a curated record
AACGCUUUCUGGAUAUGGAAAACAAAAUGCCAGAUUCGUUCUGACGGCGACAUCGCUGUUACUUAAAAAUCGUAAUCAUGAAGUUUCCUGCGACUGAAUGAAUGCAGUGUACAAUUUUACCUUUCCUAGCUAAUUAAUUAAAUCUAAGGAAAAAUGGUCGGACUGAUUGAAUUAUAGAUAGCAUGAUGCAUUUCUCUUAUAAAACCCCCCACCUCCCUGGCUUCUUCAUGAUUCCUAUGGUCCAACAAUCAAAUAAACAUGGAUUCAUUUCACAUUCUAAUGUACAUUUUGCUCAUCCUCUCCACGCUCCUCUAUCUGCUAAUAAGAAAGCAGAGCAACACUAACAAGAGUCUGCAACGGAAGCUUCCCCUGCCUCCGGGUUCCAUGGGCUGGCCCUACGUCGGCGAGACCUUCCAGCUCUAUUCUCAGGAUCCCAACGUCUUCUUCCCCUCCAGGCAGAAAAGGUAUGGCGAGAUUUUUAAGACGCAUUUGCUGGGGUGCCCGUGCGUUAUGCUGGCGAGUCCAGACGCGGCGAGGUUUGUACUUGUGAGCAAAGCUCAUCUUUUCAGGCCAACGUACCCGCGCAGCAAGGAGAGGGUGAUUGGGCGAUGGGCGAUUUUCUUUCACCAGGGUGGCUACCACGCCAUUGUCAGGAAGCUCGUGCAGAGUUCUCUCUCGCCGGAAUCUGUCCGCCGACUUGUGCCGCAUAUUGAUGUCAUCGCCGGCGCCAUGCUCCGCUGCUGGGAUGGUCGUGUGCUCAGCACCUUCCACGCUGUGAAAGAGAUGUCUUUUGACGUCGGCAUCCUCAUAAUCUUUGGCGACCAAUUGAGCGAGCAGAGGAAGAAUGAAAUCAAAAGAAAUUACUCCAUUGUUGACAAGGGCUAUAACUCUUUUGCCACCAACAUUCCCAGAACAGCUUACAGCAACGCCAUUAAGGCGAGGAAGAGACUUAAGGAGAUACUUAGAGAGAUAAUGGAAGAGAGAAGAGAAGAAAAGACAGCAGAGAAGGAUCAUCUGCUGUCAUGUUUUUUGGAGUGGAAGAACGACCAGGGAGAGCGGCUAAGCGACGAUCAGAUCUCCGAUAACAUAUUCGGUGUUCUUUAUGCAGCGCAGGAUACUACUGCAAGUGUCAUUACCUGGUUGAUCAAGUACCUUCAUGACGAUCCAAAGCUUCUGGACGCAGUAAAGAACGAACAGAUGGCAAUUUAUGAGUCGACUGGAUGUGGAAGCCAGCAAUUGACCUGGGCCCACACGAGGAAUAUGCCUUUUACUAAAAGAGUUAUAUCCGAGAGCUUGAGGAUGGCAAGCAUCAUUUCCUUCACUUAUAGGGAGGCCGUGACGGAUGUAGAGUAUAAGGGAUAUCUAAUUCCCAAGGGAUGGAAAGUGAUGCCUUUGUUCCGGAAUAUUCAUCACAACUCGAAAUAUUUUCCAGAACCACAGAGCUUCGAUCCUUGUAGAUUUAUGGCUUCUCCCAAGCCAAAUACCUUCUUGCCCUUCGGAAACGGGGUACAUUCAUGCCCGGGGAACGAGCUAGCCAGAAUUGAGAUGUUAGUCGUCAUCCACCACUUGGUAACCAAAUUUAGGUUUGAGGUGGUGGGAUCUCGAAGCGAGGUGGAGUACAGCCCAUUCCCCAUUCCGAGUCAGGGCCUCCAGGUCCGCCUUUGGAGCACCGAGCGCGCCACCGGCGUCGCCGAACAGAGACCCGCAAGUGUUUGACGAAAUGCCCAGUAUUGUGCCGUGCAUAAAAUUAUCGCAUGCACGUUUUAUAUUUUAUUUUUAUUUUCUUAACUUUUAGUUCGUAAGAUGAGAAUUCCUGCGCUUCAAUGGUUGUAAAAUGGAUGGAGAGGGCGGUAGAGAGGGUGUAAGACAUUAUCAGCUUUUCAUUUAUUGCAACUCUCUCGAGCAAGUAAUGAGAAUUAGUU